Molecule: messenger RNA, 1278 nt
Organism: Metschnikowia bicuspidata var. bicuspidata NRRL YB-4993
Lineage: Eukaryota; Fungi; Ascomycota; Pichiomycetes; Serinales; Metschnikowiaceae
Gene: ERG12
Product: mevalonate kinase
Exons: 1
Coding region: 1-1278 (425 amino acids)
Biological process (GO): isoprenoid biosynthetic process; ergosterol biosynthetic process
Cellular component (GO): cytoplasm
Molecular function (GO): ATP binding; mevalonate kinase activity
Source: RefSeq, a predicted model, not a curated record
AUGCCCGAUUUCUUUGUCUCGGCGCCCGGGAAGGUCAUCUUGUUUGGGGAGCACUCGGCCGUAUAUGGAAAGCCCGCAAUUGCGGCGGCACUUUCGCUCAGGGCGUACCUUUUGGUUCAGAGAAGCGCGGAUCCCGAUGAAAUCGUGUUGGAGUUCCCAGACAUCGGGCUCGUGCACAAAUGGACCACCAAAGACAUGCCCUGGGACGAGCUUGCGGCAGCCGUGCCGCGGAAAAACGGCGGCCCGGCUGCCACCGACGAGUUGGUGCCGGAGCUUUUGGAUCUAGCCGCCGACCUCCUUGUGGACUGCAAGCUGGAGCUCCAUUACACGGCAUGCCGGUGCUUUUUGUACUUGUACUUCAAUCUCUGCGGCCCAAAUGUGCGUGGGCACCGUUUCUGCAUACGCCUGACGUUGCCCAUCGGUGCCGGGCUCGGGUCCCUGGCGUCUACAGCGGUGUGCCUCGCGGCUGCAUUGGCGACGCUAGGCGGGCACGUGGGGCGGCCGGUGCAUGGGGCGUCGGACGUGGUUCUCCGUAAGGAGCUGUCUGACGCUGAGCUCAUUGAUGCUUGGUCGUUCAUGGGCGAGAAGUGCUUUCACGGCAACCCCUCGGGCAUCGACAACGCUGUGGCCACACACGGCGGUGCCGUGUUGUACCAGCGGAUGGCUGACCCCAGCACGCCGCUGAUCCGCACAAGCAUCCGAAACUUUGCGGCGUUGCGGCUUCUACUCAUAAACACCAGAGUGCCGCGCAGCACGGCGCAUUUGGUGGGGAAUGUGGCCAGCCUCGUGGCUAAGCACGCCAAGUCCACGGCGGCUAUCUUGGACGCCAUGAGCCACGUUGCCACGGAUGCAUACCAGCUCAUGAUGUCGCCCUCGCCUGACAGAGCUAGUUUGCGCGAGCUCGUGGACAUCAACCAUGGUCUCUUGGUCGCACUUGGUGUGUCGCACCCAAGCCUCGAAGAGGUUCGUGUCAUCACUGAGAGACACCAGCUCGGUGCCACAAAGCUCACUGGAGCAGGUGGGGGUGGGUGCGCCAUCACCGUGGUAGACGACGCCGUCUCCGAAAGUGACCUUGACAGCGUAUCAAAGGAGCUUGCGGCGAAAGGAUUCGAGACCUUCCAGGCCAUGCUUGGCGGCAAGGGCGUGGGCAUGCUCAGUGCGGACGACUGCGCAGACACGUCGAUUUUCACUGCGGAGAGUCUCGCUGCUUACGAGUCCAGAGAACACAUUGAGCAGCGCAUUGGGGCAUCGGCUGUGCCCGGGUGGAAAUUCUGGUGA